Messenger RNA from Aethina tumida (small hive beetle), 1955 nucleotides. RefSeq names its product cytochrome P450 4g15-like. The transcript has 6 exons. Bases 151 to 1839 code for a protein of 562 amino acids. Gene Ontology annotation, molecular function: oxidoreductase activity, acting on paired donors, with incorporation or reduction of molecular oxygen; iron ion binding; monooxygenase activity. NCBI's taxonomy places the organism in Eukaryota, Metazoa, Arthropoda, Insecta, Coleoptera, Nitidulidae. The record is from RefSeq and is a predicted model, not a curated record.
GUCUAUAUAAUAAAGCAGUUUGUUUGUCCACAAAUAUUCGCUUAUUCGGUCCAACGGGGGAGACUGAUCAGCGAAAGAGGAGCUUAAAAGUGGGAGUGAAUCGUUGUUAGUGAAGGAAUAAUAUAAGAAUUCGCAGCGCCCAACAAAAGUAUGUCUGCCACUUUAACACCAGAGAUUGCUACCCCUAGUGGAGUAGCCAGUGCGACCAGUGUGUUUUAUUAUCUAUUAUUGCCAACUUUGGUCCUAUGGUAUGCCUAUUGGAAACUAUCCAGGAGACACAUGGAGGAGUUGGCUGAAAAACUUCCUGGACCCAAAGGUCUUCCGUUACUUGGAAAUGCAUUGGAAUUUGCCGGCUCAUCUAGUGACAUCUUCAAGAAUAUAUAUCAAAAAUCAUUUGAAUAUGGAAGAAUAGUUCGCUUGUGGGUUGGCCCAAAACUUAUUGUAUUCCUUACGGACCCUCAGGAUGUUGAAAUAAUUUUAAGCAGUCAUGUGCACAUCGACAAGUCAUCCGAAUACCGUUUCUUCAAACCAUGGCUGGGAAAUGGUCUCCUUAUUUCCACAGGAUCGAAAUGGAGGGCACACAGGAAACUAAUCGCUCCAACAUUCCAUCUUAACGUACUUAAAUCUUUUAUCGAUCUCUUUAAUGCCAAUAGCAGAGAUGUUGUGAAUAAACUGAGGAAGGAAGUAGGAAAGGAAUUCGACUGCCACGAUUACAUGUCUGAAGCCACCGUUGAAAUCUUGUUGGAAACUGCGAUGGGAGUUAGCAAAAAUACACAAGACCAAAGUGGUUAUGAUUACGCGAUGGCAGUAAUGAAAAUGUGCGACAUUCUACACUUGAGACACACCAAAGUGUGGCUGAGACCGGACAUUAUCUUCAAUCUCACAAAGUACGGUUCAUAUCAACAAAAAUUAAUUGACACCAUCCACAGCUUAACACGUAAAGUUAUAAAAAAGAAGAAGGCUGAUUUUGCUCAAGGAAUUACUGGGUCCACUGCUGUCGUACCUGAAGACAUCCGUGCUAAGGUUACUGAAAAGGUCGAGAACAAAACUACGGUUGAAGGUAUGUCAUAUGGUCAGUCAGCUGGGCUGAAGGACGACCUGGACGUUGAGGAUAACGAUAUUGGCGAAAAGAAAAGAAUGGCAUUUUUGGAUCUCAUGAUUGAGGCAUCACAAAACGGUGUUGUUAUCAACGAUGAAGAAAUUAAGGAACAAGUAGACACCAUUAUGUUUGAAGGUCACGACACCACUGCCGCUGGAAGCAGUUUCUUCUUAGCCUUAAUGGGAGUACAUCAGAAUAUCCAAGACAAAGUUGUCCAAGAAUUGGAUGAAAUAUUCGGCGAUUCUGAUAGACCUGCUACAUUCGCCGAUACUUUAGAGAUGAAGUACUUAGAACGUUGUCUCAUGGAGACAUUGAGAUUAUUCCCUCCUGUGCCUAUAAUUGCCAGACAAAUAAAUCAAGAUUUGAAAAUGGCUUCUGGUAAUUACGUGAUUCCUGCUGGAGCUACUGUGGUAAUUGGUACAUUCAAAGUUCACCGUCACGAGGACACUUAUCCAAAUCCUGACAAAUUUGAUCCUGACAACUUUUUACCAGAGAAAUCUGCUAACAGACACUAUUACUCAUUCAUUCCAUUUAGUGCUGGACCAAGAAGCUGUGUUGGUCGUAAAUAUGCAAUGUUAAAGUUGAAGGUGCUUCUUUCUACUAUUUUAAGGAACUAUCGAAUUAUAUCUGAUGUCAAACAAGAAGAUUUUCAACUUCAAGGUGACAUUAUUUUGAAACGUGCUGAUGGAUUUAAAAUUAAAGUAGAACCAAGAAAACGAAAUGUCAAAGCUACUAAUUAACUUUUUCGAUUUAACUUGACGAUUUCAUAUUCAUAUUUCUUUGUUAUUUAUAUUUAUUUUUAAGGCUUAGGAUUGUUAAAUAUUUUUAGGUAGUAAAAAUAAACAUUUAGAAUAAA